Molecule: messenger RNA, 2433 nt
Organism: Aspergillus bombycis
Lineage: Eukaryota; Fungi; Ascomycota; Eurotiomycetes; Eurotiales; Aspergillaceae
Product: phosphoketolase family protein
Exons: 1
Coding region: 1-2433 (810 amino acids)
Biological process (GO): carbohydrate metabolic process
Molecular function (GO): aldehyde-lyase activity
Source: RefSeq, a predicted model, not a curated record
AUGGCUCCCAGCAGCGAAUCUGAGGAUAACAUCAGCGCGUAUGGAGCUACUCGCUCCACCAUCAAGGGGCAGCCCCUGGAUGCAGAUGAAGCCCGCAAAAUGGACGCAUACUUCCGAGCAAGUAUGUAUCUAUGCUUGGGUAUGCUCUAUAUGCGAGACAAUGUCCUGCUUAAGGAACCCCUAAAGGUCGAGCACCUCAAAGCCCGGCUACUCGGUCACUGGGGAUCGGAUGCCGGCCAGUCCUUCACCUGGCUUCACAUGAACCGCCUGAUCAAAAAAUAUAAUCUGGAUGUCCUAUUCGUUUCCGGUCCUGGCCAUGGUGCCCCUGCUGUUCUCUCUCAGUCAUAUCUAGAGGGAGUCUACUCCGAAGUGUAUCCGGACAAGUCCCAAGAUGAGAAGGGUAUGCAGAGAUUCUUUAAACAGUUCUCAUUUCCGGGGGGCAUUGGUUCGCAUGCGACCCCAGAGACGCCGGGAUCUAUUCACGAAGGUGGUGAAUUGGGAUACUCGAUUUCUCAUGCCUUUGGAAGUGUCUUUGACCAUCCCAACCUCAUUACCUUGACAAUGGUCGGGGAUGGAGAGUCGGAAACCGGACCACUUGCGACUAGUUGGCAUAGCACUAAAUUCCUCAACCCAUGUACAGACGGAGCCGUCCUUCCUGUACUCCAUCUCAACGGAUACAAAAUAAAUAACCCAACCGUCCUUGCUCGCAUCAGCCACGAAGAGCUGAAGGCGUUGUUUGUGGGCUAUGGAUGGACACCUUAUUUUGUGGAAGGCAAUGAAAGAGAAACCAUGCACCAAGCAAUGGCAGCUACACUGGAACACUGCGUUGUAGAGAUCAAAAAAAUUCAAAAGCAAGCAAGGGAGUCAAAGAAGCCAUUCCGACCCCGCUGGCCGAUGAUUGUUCUCCGGAGUCCCAAAGGGUGGUCGGCUCCAAGAGAGAUUGACGGAAAGCUGCUUGAGGGCUUUUGGCGCUCUCAUCAAAUCCCGAUAACUGAUGUCCUGACGAACCCUGCCCACCUGAAGCUACUUGAGACGUGGAUGAAGAGUUACAAGCCCGAGGAGCUUUUUGACAAAGAUGGCAAGCUCGUUGCAGAGCUGAAAGCGCUCGCGCCCUCAGGCAAUUCUCGUAUGAGUGCUAACCCUGUCGGUAACGGCGGUAUACUUCGCAGGCCUCUCCAACUGCCGGAUUUCCGGGACUAUGCUCUCAAAGACAUUGACCCCGGCGUUUCUGUACGCGGGAGCAUGACAAAUAUGUCAAAGUAUCUGAGGGAUGUGGUCAAAGAAAACAUGACCACCUUUCGUGUGUUUGGUCCGGACGAAACAGAGUCAAACAAGCUUGCAGAGAUCUACAAAGCUGGCAAGAAGGUUUGGCUGGGGGACUACUUUGAAGAAGACAAAGACGGAGGAAACCUGGCCUUUGAAGGUCGGGUAAUGGAGAUGCUCAGUGAACAUACCUGUGAAGGUUGGCUGGAGGGCUAUGUGCUUUCUGGUCGUCAUGGUAUACUAAACAGCUACGAGCCUUUCAUCCAUGUCAUCGAUUCGAUGGUCAAUCAGCACUGCAAAUGGAUUGAAAAGUGCUUAGAAGUGGAAUGGCGUGCAAAGGUUGCGUCUCUCAAUAUCCUCCUGACUGCGACCGUCUGGAGACAGGACCACAAUGGCUUCACCCAUCAGGAUCCUGGGUUCCUGGAUGUUGUUGCAAACAAGAGCCCGGAGGUGGUUCGAAUUUAUCUGCCACCCGACGGGAACACGCUUCUCUCAGUUAUGGAUCACUGUUUCAGUAGUGUCAACUACGUUAAUGUGGUUGUGGCUGACAAGCAAGAACACAUCCAAUUUCUAAGUAUGGAUGAAGCCAUUGAACACUGCACCAAAGGCCUUGGGAUAUGGGACUGGGCUAGCAAUGAUCAAGGCCAAGAGCCCGAUGUUGUGAUGGCUGCAUGUGGAGAUGUGCCCACCCACGAGGCUCUCGCCGCAACGGCGUUGUUAAACGAACAUCUUCCCCAACUCAAGGUCCGCUUUGUCAACGUAGUCGAUUUGUUCCGGCUCAUCAACGAGAAAGACCACCCGCAUGGCAUGCCCGACCGACAAUGGAAGGCUGUGUUUACCGACAAUAAGCCGAUCAUCUUCAACUUCCAUUCGUACCCUUGGCUCAUACACCGUCUAACCUACAAGCGACCAGGACAACAGAACCUGCAUGUGAGAGGGUACAGGGAAAAGGGCAAUAUCGAUACUCCGUUCGAACUAGCCGUCCGGAACCAGACCGACCGCUACAGUCUUGCUAUCGAUGCCAUUGACCGUGUAGGAUCCCUCGGCAACACGGCGUCUCAUGUCCGAGAAAAGUUGAUCAAUCAGCAACUCGCUGCUAAGCAAGUGGCAUAUGACAAUGGUUUAGAUGCAGAAUACAUCCGAAACUGGAAAUACCCUAAGAAGGCAUAA